AUGAAGUCCACCACCGUCCUCGCCCUAUUCCUCUCCUCCGCCCUCGCCACACCCACCCUCCUCACCCCCAACACCCUCGCCGCGCUCUCCAAGCGCGCCACCUUCCCAAUCCCCGCCUCUAAGGGCAGCGUCACCUUCUCCAAGCCGCAGCCGGUAUCCGCGGACGCGCCCUUCGACGGCGGCAACCGGACGUACGGGCGCGGCGCGUCGUGCACGGAACAGUCCGAGGGCGGCGACGCCGACGCCGUGUUCCUGCUCGAGGACGGGGCGACGCUGCGGAACGCCAUCAUCGGAAAGGAUCAGAUCGAGGGGGUCCACUGCAAGGGCGCCUGCACGGUGGAGAAUGUGUGGUGGGAGGCCGUGUGCGAGGAUGCGUUGAGUUUGAAGGGGGAUGGGGACGCUAGUGUUAUCGGGGGGGGCGCCGCGGGAGCGGAAGAUAAGAUCAUCCAGCACAACGGUCUGGGAACCGUGACCAUUGACGGGUUCACCGCGGUCGACUUCGGCAAGUUGUACCGCUCGUGCGGCAACUGUAAGACCAUGGGAGAACGCAAUGUCGUCGUGAAGAACGUCAAGGCCUACGACGGCUCCACGCUUGUGGGUAUAAACUCCAACAAGGGCGACAUUGCUACCAUCGAGAGCUCCUGCGCUACUUCUGUCAAGGAGAUCUGUGUUGAAUUCGAGGGGACCACACCCGGUAAUGAGCCCGAGGAGAUUGGCUCUGGCCCUAGCGACAACUGCCAGUACUCUACUGUUACAACUUGCUAAAUACCUACGUACGUAGUUGAUUGGAAGAAGUGUCGCCUCCCUACCUAGCCUUUGCUUGACCCUCAAUUUAGUUUCAGAAGAUUCGAUGUUAGGAUUGGAGGUUGUCUAGUCCUUGACUCACUGAUGAAUGACUAUACCCUCCGAUUCUAUUGAAGUGAGCAAAUAUUUCGUGUAUAUAUUGAUCCUUUGAAUCUCAACUACAUACGUCUGAUUGGUUCUGAAGCAAUAUUAGUAGUGCCAGUAAAUUCCGCAACUGUCCAUUCAUAACACCCCCGAUGAUGAGAGUUCUGACACUUUACGAUAACGUAGGCAGUUAGGAAAGCUCUUAGACUAGGAGAUAACGCCUGGGAAUUGCUCGGUUGUUUUUU
Molecule: messenger RNA, 1133 nt
Organism: Annulohypoxylon truncatum
Lineage: Eukaryota; Fungi; Ascomycota; Sordariomycetes; Xylariales; Hypoxylaceae
Product: polysaccharide lyase family 3 protein
Exons: 3
Coding region: 1-765 (254 amino acids)
Biological process (GO): pectin catabolic process
Cellular component (GO): extracellular region
Molecular function (GO): pectate lyase activity
Source: RefSeq, a predicted model, not a curated record